Messenger RNA from Zingiber officinale, 1343 nucleotides. Its product is annotated as 5'-adenylylsulfate reductase-like 3. The record is from RefSeq and is a predicted model, not a curated record. The transcript is spliced from 4 exons. Lineage: Eukaryota; Viridiplantae; Streptophyta; Magnoliopsida; Zingiberales; Zingiberaceae. Bases 222 to 1169 code for a protein of 315 amino acids.
UCCUUCCCCAUCGACGUUGCCAAGAAAAGAGGACCAAAAUAUUAAGGAAAAAAAAAUCCUUUAUAAAUCUGUCGCCGGCCGUGGUCGCGGAGCUGGCACAAACGACGUCGCCCCGUCCUCUGCCGCUUCUCUCGCGUCCCCUCGACCUAGGGCUUCCUCCUGCCGUUCCUCUCCCGUUCUCUUGUCCGUAUCUUCAUAUUUGCGGGAGUUGGAACCGGAUCAUGGAGGGGACCGGGAAGCAGACGCAGGCUCUGGCCGCUGCUCUUCUUUUCUUGGCCGCCUUCGUCGUCCUGGGGACGGGAUCGCCUGCUUGCCCCGUGCCCUCGGUUGGGGACUCGAUCUUGGGUCGCCUGGAUUUGGAUCCAUCGAUGAUGCGUGCUAACUACCGGAUCGGCGGCGUCGUUGAGGGUGACGAAGCAGCUUUGCAACGGGCAUUGAGCAUUGUGCAGACAAACAGAGACAGCUAUGUGGCCUUGCUCUUUUAUGCAUCCUGGUGUCCUUUCUCUAAAAUCUUUACUCCAAAUUUCCACGUCUUGUGUGACUGGUUUCCAGCUAUUCAUCAUUUUGCAUUUGAAGAAUCUGUUAUCAGGCCAAGUAUACUAUCAAAGCACGGAGUGCAUGGUUUUCCAACCCUUCUUCUACUGAAUUCCACUAUGAUGGUCCGUUAUCGUGGUCCACGAACCUUGAAUUCCCUUGUUGCCUUUUACAAUCAUGUCACAGGUGUUGACCCAUCAGCAGAACCCAUAUCCCUCGCUGAAAUUAGGGACUCGCCGAGGACUACUGAACCCACGGAAGACAUGCAGGCAAACUGUCCAUUCUCGUGGGCAAAGUCGCCGGAGAAAUUGCUGCAGCAGGAUGGUUAUCUAGCACUCGCAAGUUUCUUCCUGCUCAUGAGACUACUACAUCUUUUCCUUCCGAGCCUUAAUGCUUGUUUCCAGAGAGCUUGGAGGAGGCAGAUGCGAUAUGCAAGCCUGCGGAACAUAUGGAAUUGCCUCAAGGCCUACAUGGAACAAGCUAAGCAGGGUUUCAGUAGGCUGCAUCCGUGCAAGCAAAGCAAUUUGCAGGAAGGUGCUAUGAAUGCAAGAGCCUGGGCUUCCCAGUCAUUAGCAUCAGUGUCGCUAGGGGAAAGUAGUUCCGGAAGAGCAUACCCCACAGUCGAAAGGAAUUGAAAAGGCGAGACCGAUGGCCGCUGCUUGUACAGUGUUGCAUAUUUGAUAUUGUUUUCGGUUUUAAGCUGCAAUGGGCUGCAACAAUUGUUCAAGCAGCCCUUCCAACAUGGCCUUCUCUUUAAGAUAAUUAGAUUAGAUCGGCUCGACACUCCCUGAUGAUCUGAUCUUUUUCAA